UGUAUUUAGGUAGAGGCUAAGCUUCUCCUUUUCGAGCGGAAGUAGAACCCCAAGUCACUUCCUUUGCAAUAGGGUUGCUGUUCAAGAAAGCAACAAAAUGGCUCCUAAGGGUCCAGUUCAAGCUGUGCAAGUGUACGGACGCAAGAAAACAGCUACAGCUGUUGCUCAUUGCAAGUCAGGCAGUGGGUUGAUUAAAGUCAACGGGCGACCCCUUGACCAGGUUGAACCUGUUAUCCUGAGAGCAAAGCUUGAGGAGCCCGUUCGUCUUCUUGGCAAAGACAAAUUUGCUGGUGUUGACAUUCGAGUGAGAGUGCGAGGCGGUGGCCAUGUUGCUCAGAUCUAUGCCAUUCGUCAAGCAAUUUCAAAGUCUCUUGUAGCCUACUACCAGAAAUAUGUAGAUGAGGCUUCCAAGAAAGAAAUCAAGGACACCCUGAUUCAAUACGACAGGUCAUUGCUUGUUGCUGACCCACGUCGCUGUGAGCCCAAGAAGUUUGGAGGUCCUGGUGCUCGUGCAAGAUACCAGAAGUCUUACCGUUAAACAGCUUUUGAACCUGUUUCAAAUGUAAUAAAAUGUGGACCUGUGAA
Pomacea canaliculata is the source of this 585-nucleotide messenger RNA. Its product is annotated as 40S ribosomal protein S16. Lineage: Eukaryota; Metazoa; Mollusca; Gastropoda; Architaenioglossa; Ampullariidae. Gene Ontology annotation, biological process: translation; maturation of SSU-rRNA from tricistronic rRNA transcript (SSU-rRNA, 5.8S rRNA, LSU-rRNA). The record is from RefSeq and is a predicted model, not a curated record. Gene Ontology annotation, molecular function: structural constituent of ribosome; RNA binding. The coding region runs from base 98 to 538 and encodes 146 amino acids. The transcript has 6 exons. Gene Ontology annotation, cellular component: cytosolic small ribosomal subunit; ribosome.